Molecule: messenger RNA, 3678 nt
Organism: Gadus macrocephalus (Pacific cod)
Lineage: Eukaryota; Metazoa; Chordata; Actinopteri; Gadiformes; Gadidae
Product: cytochrome b5 reductase 4
Exons: 16
Coding region: 423-2084 (553 amino acids)
Biological process (GO): superoxide metabolic process; generation of precursor metabolites and energy
Cellular component (GO): endoplasmic reticulum
Molecular function (GO): heme binding; oxidoreductase activity
Source: RefSeq, a predicted model, not a curated record
CCCAGUUGUUUAUUUACCACAGUGUGGACAGGACAUUUCAACAGACAGGGCGGUCCAACUAGUAUGCGAAAAACUCUGAUGGCGUUCCUUUGACAUAUCCGGAGUAGGUAACUGGUUACAUCAGGACAUACCAUGUUCAACACGCCUCCUGCGUUGACUGUAAGUUAGAAGCCUUGAUGAUACUGACUUUUGGUCACGCUAGACUAGCUGUGCUAGCUUGGCUAGCUAUGCUAUCUAACCAGUCCUCUAGAGUAGACACCGGUGUUCAACUCUCUCCGCUUUGAAGAACUGUGUCAACACAGCGGAAUGAUUCUCACUGGCCCGUGAAAGGAGACGUUUGUAGUAAACCAUUGUUAAUGGUUUGAUUUCACGGUGAUCCAAUAGAUAUCUUUCGACGUUUGGGAUCCUUCCGGAUAGUCAAGAUGCUGAACGUCCCGACCCAGUCGUUCCCGGCGGCGGGCUCCCAGCAGCGGGUGGCCCCGGCAGGACAGUCCGGGAGGAACAAGGUGGCCUUGAAGCCGGGACACAGUCUGAUGGACUGGAUCCGUUUUGCCAAGAGUGGGCGAGACCACACGGGGCUGAGAGGCCGCUUGAUUGAGGUCACUGAGGAGGAACUGAAGAAACACGGCAGAAGAGACGACUGCUGGACGUGCAUACGAGGCAUGGUGUACAAUGUGACGCCCUACAUGGACUACCAUCCAGGGGGGGAAGAGGAGCUGAUGAAGGCGGCAGGGAAAGACGGCACUGAACUGUUUGAUCAGGUCCAUCGGUGGGUUAACUAUGAAUCUAUGCUGAAAGAGUGCCUAGUGGGCAGGAUGGCCGUCAAACCGCUGGCUGUCAAAGCUCUGUCUCAGAAGAAGGUCAUCAGCUCCAACCUGAACGGUCUCACUCCUCCUCUUCCUCCACCACCACUGAUGGCCUCCCCCACCUCUCCAUCUUCUAUGAUGCUGCGCCCGACCGGAUUUGCCCCUCCUUCAGAGAAGGAUUCUCGACCACGGUUCGACUGGUUCCAAACAGACUCCACUGUUAAUAUUGUUGUUUAUACCAAGAGAAAGAUCCCCCGCUCAGGCUGUGCCACCAUCGACCUGCAGGGCGGCGUCUUGCGACUGGAGGCCCUGCUGGGAAACAUGUCCUACAUGCUUCAUCUACGCCUAACUGAAGAGGUAGAGGGGAGUGUUGAAGUCCAGACAGCAGGGUCUGUCGGGAAAAUCCAGCUGAGCAUACCCAAGCAGGCCAAGGGGAAAUGGGCCAGUGUGGGUCAGCCUCUAGAGUUUCAUAACAGCUUCCUGCGUCAGAAAGACAGAGCACUCCACUAUAGGGAUUGCGUGUUGGUGUCAAAGACGGAGGUCAACCACAACACCUCGGUGUUCCGGCUGCAGCUGGGCUGUGGGUCGGUCAUGCACGUGCCUGUUGGGAAGCAUGUCUACCUCAAAACCCAGGUCCAAGAUGCUGAGGUGGUGAAGCCAUACACGCCAGUGGAGCAGUCCCUGAUCCCGGUGGUCCCGGUGGUCCCGGUGGACCCGGUGGACCCAGCCUCCCAAGACCAGACCCACGGCUCAGACCUCUUCCUCAUGAUCAAGGUCUACCCUGACGGACUCUUCACCCCGCAACUCGACACCCUGCACAUCGGUGACCAUCUGAUGGUCAGCGGUCCGGAGGGUCCCUUCAGUCUCCGCCCCCUCCGUGAUGUCACCCACCUCUACCUAUUAGCCGCUGGCACCGGGUUCACGCCCAUGGCCCGGCUCAUCCAACUGUCCCUGCAGGACCUGGGAAGCAUCAAGAGCACCAAGCUGCUCCUCUUCAACCGCCAGGAGAAGGACAUCACGUGGCGCAGUCAGAUGGAUGAACUAGCAGCUACAGAUCAGAGGUUCCAGGCGGAGUACGUGCUGUCUGAGCCGGGCGACGGCUGGCCGGGCCAGAAGGGGCGGGUGGAGCAGUCCAUGCUGCGGGACUUUCUGAGCCGACCAGAGGGCUCCAGGGUAUACGUGUGCGUGUGUGGACCCAGCGCCUUCACAGAGCUCACAGAGGAGUUGGUGAGGCAGCAGGGCUUCAGCCAAGAGGAGGUCCACACCUUCCAGGGCUGAUCCACCGCCACGACUCCACCUCACGUUGUGCAGACACACACUUUAACCGGUUCUUGUACAUAACACAGAGGAUCAACUUUUAACCAGAUGAAUGGAAGGACACAACGGUUUUCUAUGCACUCAACUUAACGGAGAGCGGGUGGAAAUAUGCAAGGAAUAGGUAUCGGGGGGGGGCGCGCGGGCAGCGGGCAGGCGGGCGUCUGCCAGGCGGGUGUCUGCCAGGCAGGGUCCCCUGGCAGCAGGACUUCCCGGGCCAUUCACCUCCUCACGAUUUAAUCAAACUGGAGACACUGGGCUUUCAAGUUUCCAGCCCUGGGAGGUGUUCCGAAUCUUAAAUGAACAACAUAGUUCAAGACUGUCCUCCCUGGUGUUAUGCCUGGUGGCACAUGCAUACAGAUCCUCCAACGCGAUGGACGGCCGACCGCCCAUUGGGCCAUUAGAUUCUCAGGGUACCAGGGUUACGCGGCAGCUCCCUGAUCAUCCUCCUCCUCCUCCUCCUCCUCCUCCUCCUCCUCCUCCUUCAACUAUACUGGGUGCUGGUUGAUGGGAUAGGUACUGUAGCUCAACAUCGCAUCGAUUCUCUCCACAUUCACGUUUCAUGCACAUAUCCACUAAGUUACUAUGCUGGUACAUGUUUAUUUGCUGUUGCAGCUACUGCAAAUAGAAGUUGGGUUAUUGAGGUUUCCCUUUGAGAUGUAAUCACGUGUAAUUAGCAGAGGAAGGGCAGAAUAAUCCAGAGAACAAACACACUGGCUAAUGAAAGAGAAAUGCCUGUCUGUCUUUUUUUGAUUCUCUCGGAACAGAAAGUCGUUGACAGGAUUUUAUGAAUUAAGAAUGAACUGUAUUUCAGUUGUGCGUAUUAUUUCCCUAUUGUUGGCGGCUUUGAGUAAGGAUUUUAAGAAUAGUUCAUGGUCAUUACCACGACUCUUAUUGCCAUGAGUGUCAAAGGCAAAACAUGCAAGCACAUAUGUACCACAUAUGCUUUUGUUCCAUCCUCCUUUAACAUAUUGUUACGUACUUUGCCAAAUGACAUAACAGGUUUUAAAAUGAGCAAUGUAUAGUUUCUCUGAACUGUUCAAUUCACGUAAAAUGAUUGAGCCUUAUUCCUUUGAACGUUUUUCUUUUUGUCCUAAGGAUUGACUAUUUUUUAAACCAGACCAGAACAAUUUUAUUCUUCACCAAACCAAAGUCAAAACCCAUUACUGCCUCUGCAAUGAGCGUUUCCAAAGCCACUGUCUUUUUCAGCUAAGCAUUGGAACAGUUCUGUUGCUAUGGGGAUUGCCUUUGACAUGCAGUGCUGUGGUCGUUUACUGUUGUUAUUUUCUAUAUAUUGUGGCCAUUCACUUCUAUGGCACAAGAUAGAAAUGUUCCAUAUUUAUCCUGAAUGAGUUGCAAUACAGUUUUUAGGAUGUGUGAAAGUGCGUGGUAUAUGACAUGUAUAAGCAUUUUAUUUAAUACUGUAUUUUCUGUAGGAAAGACGGGGGUAAUAUGUUGUCCCCUUAUUGCCUAUCUCUUCCACGUGAAAACCAUUGUACAUUUGAGCAAUCCCACAGCAGAAUAACAAUAACAACACCGGAGUUGCGUCUAAAAACCA